GCUGUGUACCUGCCCAGUUAUCCUGGUCAGGCCAACUAGCUUAGCAAAAGUCUCAGCCUGUUGUGUCGCGCAAGUUCCAGGCUACCCCCCAGGUUAGGAACUUCGUCGCCUUCAGCAGGUCGUCAGGCCAAUCUUCUCGCACGGCGGUCCAGCUGCUCGACUUCAGCCCACGGCCUUUCACGGGGUCUCGGAGACCAGCCACUUCCGCAGUUCCCGCGAGGAGAAGAUGAGGACGUGCCGAGGGUCACCUCGCGGUCGUCUGUCGACGGCGCUGUUCCUGGUGGUCGCGUGGGCGGGCUCGGUCAACGCCGACGUCUCCACCACAGGCUGCGGCAACGAGUCGACGUCGGCGCCCGCACUGCAGUUGCUGUCGCCAACCCCGCUGCUGAGGCCCAAUGCGUCGGCGGCCGAGGCGCUACAACGCAGGGCGGACGAGCUUUCCAACGCCGUGUCCAAUACCAGCUUUGCCGAGUCCCGGAACAACGUCACUGUCUACGAAAUACGGCACAGCAGGAAGAAGCAGCAGCAGUUGAUGCUGAUCCGGGCUCAGAUCCUGCACCGGCUGGGCAUCCGCAACCCGCCGGCCAAUGGGUCCCUCAGCGCGCCGCUCAACAACAGCACCCUGCGCCUGGUCGAAGAGAUCGUGCGCAGUCCUCCGCCCAGCGUCCAGGACAUCACCACGGCACGCACCGUCUACUCGGAGCGCAUACAGAGUUUUUACCCGUCUUGUUCGACUCCCAAUCAGACGGACCCCUCGGCGUGGGACGUGCCGGGCCACUUUCGGCUGCACUACGACGUCAGCUUUCGCCGCUCGUCUCCGGGCACCGAGGUGUCGCUGGUGUCGGCCAAGCUGCGCUUGUACCGCACCGGCGCUGCGAUCGCCGGUGGUGCCAGCGGCACGGCGGCCGCGCAGAAUCUGCUCGAUGCGCCGGCAGCUCCAGUCACAGUGUUCGUGUUCCAGUUUCUCAGGCCCCUCAAGUCGGGAAGACCCGAGAAGAAAGAAUUGAUCGCCAGACGGACGCUCUCCAGCGGACGACGGGGCUGGGAGGAGUUCAACGUGAAGUCGGCCGUGAGCCGAUGGCACCGGCUGCGAAACAAGAACUACGGUCUCGACAUCGAGGUGGUGGACGCUCGCGGGAAGAAGCUGCUGCCCGGCCGCUACUUCCGCAACAUGAGUUGUGCUCAGACGGAAGCGGGCCAGCAGGAGUCCCCGUUCCCAAACAUCAUGCGCCUGCAUCCGGGACUGCGGGACAACGAGUCGUCCCUACUGGACAACGAGACGUACCCCACGCUCGACCUGCAAGUCGUCGAGGUGCUUCUCCACGACUCCGGAGCCGUGGGACCGGGAAGCGACUCACCGCAGUUCGCGGGGAAGACCACGCCGCCAGACCCCACCGACGACGCCGGCGCAAGGUCCAAGACGCGACGACUGGUUGACGGCGACUACAGGACGCACAGCGCAUGCACGCCUCGUCAGAUUGAUGUCACGUUUGCAGAUUUGGGCCUGGACAACGUGCUGUACCCGGAGGGCUUCACCUACUCGUACUGCCACGGCACGUGUCACUGUCACGGCGGGCGCAGACGCCGCGGAAAAGGAAGCAGGCGCCCAUGCGUCAGAGCGGUAUCCAGCUGCAACCAGGCAAAGUACGUUCCUCUCAACUUGACAUACCUAAAUGAAGACAGCAUCAUGACGACCACUAUCAAAAACUUGGUGGCCAGCGACUGUAGGUGCUCUGUCCGACGGUGAUGGGCUUGUAUAGUUGUGAUAGCAUUAUUUGGGCAAUUACCACUGAUCUCUGGAUAUGCGUGAGUUCGUGCUGCAGUUCGCUGAAAAACGCCUUAUGUAGGCCAAUGGCUUCAAAACCAUGAAAGCCAUUUCUUGUUCCUGUGCAUGCAUCAAGUUUACCAAUGCCGGUUUAUCCAUAGUCACGCACAGUUUCCCACUUCAGGAGAGGGGGGGGGGACAACGGAUCAUCACAGCACUCCCCUUCCUAUUGUCACGCGGUUGUGACGUAGUCGAAAAGAGCACACUCGAUGUUCAGAUGAAAACUGUUCAUUCGGUCGAACUUGUGGGCAGGAAACUGAAGGUCAUACUACAGCAACACACGGGCACUGAUGGCGGUGAACAGAGCGUCGGCCAGCAAUAAACUGACAAGCGGCUAAGCACGGCGGCACUUAUACAUGUGUCAUUGAAUAUUCCAGCCUUAUCACUGGUCUUCGCACAAGCCUCUGGAAUAAUCUCGAGUGUUCCUUUCUAGCGGGCGAGCAGAACGAUCUACAAUGAUCGCGAAUGUUCUCGAACAGUAACGCGCAGUUUGCAUUGAGCAUUCCUGACCCAAGCUCUGUGGGCGAAAACCAAAUCAAACAAAGGUGGAAAUAACAAACCGUGCAUAGCAUUAUUAAGUCAAUACUAUAUAGGGCUGACUUAGUGCCCCCUCCUUCUUAUGUGACUAAGGAGUGCACAGCCCGUGCCCACGCAGAUGGGCUUAUCAAAAAUUUGCAAGCCUCUUUCGAUGACCCUCAUGGGACAAGUCCUAUGCACAAGGACUUGUGAUGCCCGGGGGAAUACUUCUUGCAGGCAUCGGUCCUUGAAUGUCUCAUUGAACAACCGUAAAAGCUUGAAGCCAAAUGCCAUGACACCCUGCCAUGACUAAGCACUCUCACUUAGAGCUCCGGCUGUAGCACAAGAAAACAACCGAGCCCCGCACCGAUAACUGUUAUCCAUUGGGAGGCUAGUUUGAAGAGCCGGAUAUCAUAGCCUCUAUACUGAAGCCAGUGAUAUCAUAUCACUGGCUUCAGUAUACUUCACAAUAGUUUUCCAAUGCAAUAAAAAAACAUAUGUUAUCCAGAGAUCAGUGCUGCCCUUGUCUUUUAUGAAACUGCUCAUAGCUAUUGGCCAUGUCUUCUGCAGUGAAUAGAUCCGCUUCAAAGAAGAAUUUUUCCUUGAAACGCAUGGUUUCCAUGAAUUACUUUUACUGCAUUACUGCUUUGGAUAAUUCACAUGAGCUGUUUUAGAGCCUCCUUUAACUGCUAAUGCUGUUAAGUUGCAAAAGUAAGGCCAAAUCACAUAAGUUUUAUAAUAUUUCAAAAAGCCCUGCAUAGUGAAUCUUCACAAAAUGAUUCUAGAUUGAGAACACAUUUUCAUUAAUCACAUAGGAAUAACAUUUUGCUUCAUUAAAAAUAUCUUCAUUCUGUUACUAUUAUAAUCAUGGUAUGCCAGAAGUUGAAGGAAUGCUCUUUCUCAUUUUAGCACGCAUUAUUGCAAUGUGCAGUGUUUUAUCGCAUAAAAUGAGUCAUCAGUCCACCCAUUGCUAGUCCAAACCUGACAAAAUACUUGGCUGUAAAGAAACAAGCAAAUGACAUGGCAUCCUCUCAGUCAUUGUCAUUAUUGAGGCCCUACACCCGAAGUCAGUUCAAUGAAUUUAAGAUUAUACGAAACCAUGAAGGCAUCAUGGUUGUGCUGUCAGAUACGAAAGUUAACCGUAACGCAAAAAAAUAUAGUGCCAGUGAAAAUAUAAAAUGCAGCUAGACAUUGCAUUCAGGGCAAUUUUACCGGCAUGAAAUAGCAUGAAGUUGGAACGACUGAUCUAGGCAACUACUGCAAUCAAUAUGUGGCUUUACACCACUGCUGAGGAAUGAGAAACAUGCGUUCCCUUUAAUCACUAAUGGGAUAGGAAGGAAGCAGAGACUGAAUAAGUUCUGCACACUGACGAUCUCAGUGUGCUAAAGAACACAAGGAGACGGGUAAUUUUUCAUCGCUUUACAAGUCGUUCUUGCUGGCUUUUUAGACGGUAUUUCUUCAUAGUGCCAUGACAACCUUGCAGUUCAUUUCAUAUUUUUCAUAAUUAAAGGCCAGCAAUCACAACAUUUUUUUACUAUGUUUUUCCCAUUAUUGUCACUGUAAACACUAGAUCUUUAGCAUGUUUUGUGUUUACUGUGUAUACAUGCCUUUGUAAAUAGCCACCUGUGUCUUUACGCUUACAUUACAAGCCAUAAAAAAUGCAUUUGAUUGCAAACUCCACUUAAGUUAGCAGAAAAAAUGAAUAAUUCAACUAGUAAAUGCUUUCUUGUAGUAAAAAAACAGUAUUACAUAGGUCAGAAAACUAAUGGAAUUACUUUUAGCUUUGAAAACUCUGCCAACUUGUGUUUCAUUUAUUAACAGGAUGUUGUACAUAUUGAUAGCAAGUGCUAAAAACUGGCAUCAUGUCUCUGCCAAUAUGCGCUUCUUUUAUACAAAUACACCCGUGAAGUGUCCACUGUUUUCAAUAGACAGGCACCAUAUAGUAAGCUGCUACAGAAUUGGAACAACAUGUUCAAUAUUAAUUGGACAUUGCACUUAUGUUAUAUGUAGUAUACAUAUAAAAUCGACUGUCAGCACUAGGCAAUAACCAUACGAGAAGUACAAACCAGAAAGGUCAUCAGAUGGUGUAGCAGCAUGUUGUGAAGUGUACCUCAAUUAACAUUUUACAUACGAGACCUCGAGCCCAUUAAGGAAUGUCGAACUGGCCAUCAAAUACAUGUGACUAUACACAAAUUGACCUGAUAAUGUGUCAUGCAGAUAGAUUGUUUUUAUAUCUUGCAUCUGCAUUUACUUGGUCACAUUACUGAGCACUUAUUCACAAAAAUGUCAUGAAUUCAUACAACAAAGUACAAAUAUUACUGAUGUCACAAUUUCAAAAACUCUUGAACAUCUUCACUACUUGAAUUACAGUUAAACCCCUUUAUCAGAGGCAUGCUCUAGGCAGCAAUUUCUGUCUUUUAUAUGAGAUGUCUCUUUUAAGCAGGGCACCAUGUAGGCAUUUUCUUAUCAACCCGUAUUUUACUGUAGGCACACUGGCGUCCUCUUAUACCCAUUUGUCUCUUACAUUAGUGUCUCUUAUAAAGGGGUUCGACUGUACUUUACCUGCUUUCUGUAAUGCAGUAGCAAACGGUUGAAAACAUGUUUCUAUAUGUAAUAUUUGUUUUUCAUUUAUUAGGGUGAGAUGAGUUUUCUCAGUAACAAAGCUAAUAUAUGCUGUCAGUGUUACGUGACUGCUGCAAAGAGCCUUUUUCACUGGUCACUAGGAAAAAAGUUGGUCUUGUGUUGUGCACUGUUGUUUCUUUCCUAAUUGUUCUAAACAAAUAUCAGAGCUCAAGAGCAUUGAAAUGACAUUUAGAUAUCUUAUAAUCCUUCCGAUAAGUGAAGCUCAAAGCAAGAAACUGCACAUAUACUAAUACUAUGCUUUGCAAACUGAAAAGUGAUAAAGCAUACUUACAGGAACCCUAUUGUCAAAUGUGUUAUAUAUUGUGAUUUGUGAGUUGUUUUGUAAUGAGUAGAACUUGCCUACAUAGAUAUGACUCAUGUCCACAAGUUCUUCAUAUGCAUGGCUCGCUUUUGUACAUAUGCAAUUUGGAAUCAUGACCCCAUGUUUGUAAAAAUUUCCAAAUAAACUGUUUUUACAUCUUCAA
Rhipicephalus microplus (southern cattle tick) is the source of this 5448-nucleotide messenger RNA. RefSeq names its product bone morphogenetic protein 2-like. The record is from RefSeq and is a predicted model, not a curated record. Gene Ontology annotation, cellular component: extracellular region. NCBI's taxonomy places the organism in Eukaryota, Metazoa, Arthropoda, Arachnida, Ixodida, Ixodidae. Gene Ontology annotation, molecular function: cytokine activity; growth factor activity.